AUGAAAGACGACGGCUUGGAAAUAACAUUCAAUGCGGGGAAGUUCUAUCAGCCGUUAGUUGUGUCCAUCUGGGAACUGGGCGAAGGCGUCGGCUCAUUCAUGGUCGGACCACUAUCGGAGCAUUACGGGCGCAAUAUUAUCUAUUACGGUGGAAACCUUCUUUUUAUUCUCUGCUCCGUUGCAGCCGCGCUGAGUCCAAAUAUCUCCGUUCUAGUGGCCUUCCGCUUCUUCAACGACAUGGCAGUUACUUCUCUUAUCUUCUCCCCUCCCCCCCAAGAACGAGGCGCUGCGAUGGCACUGGGUAUUACUCUUCCUCUAAUCGGGCCUUGCGUGGCCCCGAAUUGCGAAAGCCCAUCAUCCGGAUUCCUGCUCCAGUCCAUCGUCCGUCCGGUGCGGCUCCUCUUCUCUUCGCCCAUGCUGCUAGUAAUGGCCCUUUAUACAGUGCUGACGCACGGUAUCUCCUACCUAAUCCUGACCAUGUUGUCUGAAAUCAUUCCAGCAAUCGGCAACAUCGUUGGCCCAUGCUUUUACGGUCUCAUCUCCGACCGCUACGCCAAGCACCGGGGGGUGAUAGAAGGCGAAUUCAAGCCCGAACAACGCCUGCCGCUGAUGGUCUUUGGUACUGCUAUGCUCCUCAUCGGCUUAACCCUGUACAUUUACAUGCUUCUGGCCAAGCCGCCCACGGAAAACUACCUGGUCGACACCUUCGACAAGCAGCGUGUCUCCGCAUUCGCCCUGUCGGCCAAUGCCACACCCUAUGCGCUCUCUUCGGGGCCUUCUUUCCCCUCGCCAGCCCAUCCCCGUAUCACUCACUCGGUGGGUUGGGGAAACUCCCUCCUGGCGUUUCUCUCGCUGGCGUUCUUGUCGCUGUUUACGGCGCUCUGGUUACGUGGGGAGGGGUUCCGGAAGUUGGGCUGGGGAUAUCUCUAG
This is a messenger RNA of Aspergillus alliaceus, 930 nucleotides long. RefSeq names its product major facilitator superfamily domain-containing protein. Bases 1 to 930 code for a protein of 309 amino acids. The transcript has 6 exons. Gene Ontology annotation, biological process: transmembrane transport. The record is from RefSeq and is a predicted model, not a curated record. Lineage: Eukaryota; Fungi; Ascomycota; Eurotiomycetes; Eurotiales; Aspergillaceae. Gene Ontology annotation, molecular function: transmembrane transporter activity.